Sinocyclocheilus grahami is the source of this 1886-nucleotide messenger RNA. RefSeq names its product cannabinoid receptor 1 (gene cnr1). Gene Ontology annotation, biological process: G protein-coupled receptor signaling pathway. Lineage: Eukaryota; Metazoa; Chordata; Actinopteri; Cypriniformes; Cyprinidae. The record is from RefSeq and is a predicted model, not a curated record. Gene Ontology annotation, molecular function: cannabinoid receptor activity. The transcript is spliced from 2 exons. Bases 89 to 1534 code for a protein of 481 amino acids. Gene Ontology annotation, cellular component: membrane.
GCCAGAGAGCGAGAGCAUCUCAUCUGUUCAUCCAGCGAGCAACACCUGCGCCAACUAUGUGAAGGUUUCCUUCAGCGCAUCUCUGACCAUGCUGUUCCCUGCCUCCAAGUCCGAUGUGAAAUCUGUUCUGGACGGCGUGGCAGAAACCACGUUCAGAACCAUCACUUCUGGACUGCAGUACAUUGGUAAUAACGACGUCGGCUACGGAGACCUCAUCAUUGACGGUGACUUCGGCAAAGGCGGAGGAUACCCUCUGCCGAAGCCGUUCGCAGCCUACCGCAGAAGCUCCUUCGCUGAUAAAGUGGGCCCGGAUGAGGAGCUCAUCAUAAAAGGUAUUCCCUUUUACCCCACGAACAGCUCCGAUGUGUUUGGGAACUUCAGCCUCGGAGAUGAAGGGAGCAGUCUGCAGUGCGGGGAGAACUUUAUGGACAUGGAAUGCUUCAUGAUACUGACUCCUAGUCAACAGCUCGCCAUAGCCGUGUUGUCUCUCACGUUGGGGACUUUUACAGUACUGGAGAACCUGGUGGUGCUGUGCGUGAUACUGCAGUCUCGUACCCUGCGCUGCAGGCCCUCCUACCAUUUCAUAGGCAGCUUGGCCAUCGCCGACCUGCUAGGCAGCGUCAUCUUUGUCUACAGCUUCUUGGACUUUCACGUCUUUCACCGCAAAGACAGUCCGAACGUGUUUCUGUUCAAGUUAGGGGGCGUGACGGCCUCGUUCACCGCGUCUGUGGGAAGCCUGUUCCUCACCGCCAUCGAUCGAUACGUUUCUAUCCACCGUCCGCUGGCGUACAGGCGCAUUGUGACGCGCACCAAAGCCGUGAUCGCCUUCUGCGUGAUGUGGGCGAUCUCCAUUAUCAUCGCCGUGCUGCCGCUGCUGGGCUGGAACUGCAAGCAGCUCAACUCGGUCUGCUCUGACAUCUUUCCGCUCAUCGACGAGAACUACCUGAUGUUCUGGAUCGGCGUGACCAGCGUUCUGGUCAUCUUCAUUAUCUACGCUUACAUGUACAUCCUCUGGAAGGCCCACCACCACGCGGUGAGGAUGCUGCGGCGCACGUCUCAGAAGAGCCUGGUGGUCCACUCCUCCGACGGCACCAAGGUCCAGACCGCCAGACCGGAUCAGGUUCGCAUGGACAUCCGUUUGGCCAAAACGCUGGUUCUGAUCCUGGCGGUGUUGGUGAUCUGCUGGGGGCCUCUGCUGGCGAUCAUGGUGUAUGAUCUGUUCUGGCGGAUGGAUGACAACAUUAAGACAGUGUUUGCGUUCUGCACUAUGCUCUGCCUGCUCAACUCCACCAUUAACCCGAUAAUCUACGCUCUCAGGAGUAAAGACCUGCGGAGGGCCUUCCUCGCCACCUGCCAGGGCUGCAGGAGCACCUCCAGCACGACCCUGCAGCUGGACAACAGCCUGGAGUCAGAUUGUCAGAGGAACCAGCACAUCGCCGCCAAGCGUGCGGCCGAGAGCUGCGUCAAGACCACUGUGAAAAUAGCCAAAUUGACAAUGUCCGUCUCAGCGGAGACAUCGGCCGAAGCCGUUUGAUUGCACCGCCGGCCGGGUGAUGUUCGGAUGCACCUCGUCUCAAAAGAAUGUCACGGAAAGUUACAUGCAUAAAGUUCAAAACACAAAGCUGCUUGAGUUAUCAUGGUUUGAUGAAGUGUUCACUAUGACAUUUCAUCACUUAAGUGCCAAAUUUGAUUUUUUUUUUUUCCUCUCAGAAAAGGUUCUCACCCAGUAAAUGAAUUUGUUGGGGCUUUUUUGUUGUUGUGUGCCCUUAUAUUUAAUUGUAACGUGUGGAUGUUGUGCGUGCUUUAUGAAAGUUUACUAUAUUUUUAUACUUUGAAUUUUUUUUUUUUGAACAAUGAUAUCUUCUCACAUGGGAAUAAGGGGCUAA